AAAAAAAAAAAAAGCACGAAGCAAAGUUCGGUUGGUAGCCAACAAAAAUCUAUCCGUAGUUUACUUCUGUGCCGGACCUGCGGGUAGGGUGGUAGGAUGCAGCCGUGCAGCGGGCUACCACGCACCAGACCGACCUAACCCUACACCGUGCACCAGACUGACCACACUUCGUCGUUGUUCUGGUUGUUCGUUUCAAGGUGUAGAGAUCUCCGAAUUUGACAUCUGGAGUUUGUGUUGGCUUGAUCUUAGAAAGAAAUGCUUUCUGCCCACAAGUAUCGGACUCGCAAGCGGUAUUUAGAGCCGGACGCGUCACCGUACGAGCGCAUGCCCAGGUCGACGUUGCAUUGGAUUAAUGCAAGGAAUGCAACCGCUUCUACAGAUGCCUCCACGUCGUCUGUCCCCCCUCAUCCUUCGGCCGAAUUACCCGACUACACUGAGGAACAACUGGACACGGCCGAGCACGAAAAUCUGGGCUUGGGCCAUGAUCAUCCGCGGGAGGAUCGACCGUUUGUCGAGUUCGCGACGCCGCUUGGAAACGGCACCUCUUUGUCCGUUGGUGAUGCGCUCGUUCUGAUUAUGGAUUACGCUAUCGAUGAGGGACUGGCAUGGACUAGCAUCGAAAAGCUUUUAAAGCUGCAGAAUCGUCUGUUGGGAACAAACAGCCUUCCUGAGAGUAAAUAUUUAUUUCGCAAGUUCGCAAGUGCCUCCCCAGAUGACGUUACUUUUUAUUUUUACUGUCCCGCCUGCGAAACUCUCUUGACGAAGACAGCGGGAAGUUUGAAGGAAAGACAGGCCAUCUCCCCCACGUGCUCAAUCUGUGGCGAUCAGUACCUCGGGCGGGACCUCAUGUCCAAAGGCAACUAUUUUGUUAGUUUGCCACUGGAGACCCAGCUGGCGUCGGUCCUCGCAGAUGAAGACGUCAGGAAAAAGCUGGCAGAAUCCCUAGCGAAUGGCAACGCUCCGAGGGGAACCGUGAAAUCUGAUAUAACAGACGGGGAAUUUUAUCGGCAGCAGCGCGCCAAACUUGGCUGUGGAACAUACGAUUUGACUGUUUCAAUGAAUGCUGAUGGAAGCCCGGUUUUCAAGUCGGCAAACUACUCAAUAUGGCCUGUACAACUGACGCUUAACGAACUGCCUCCACACUUGCGCUGGCGUGCUGUCGUUCUGCCGCUCUUGUGGUAUGGUGCUAAGCACCCUAACAUGACCCUGCUCCUGCAAGCGUUCGCGACCCAAAUGGAUGGGCUUGCCCAAGAGGGGAUCACCUGGAACGCUGGAGGCAUCACAGUCAACUCCAAGGUGUACUGCAUCAGCAGUGUGGCGGAUGCCCCUGCAAGAGCUGCCAUGCAAAAUGUUAUGCAGUACAACGGAUACUUUGGCUGCUCCUGGUGCCUCCACCCUGGAGUAUGUAUCCAGGGCUGCAUCAAGUACCCUGUGAGCACCGGAGCCGUGGACGACCGCACUGAGCACGGGAUGGUUGCGGACAUGGCGGAAGCAGCACAAACCAAGCGCACGGUUCGCGGCGUGAAAGGGCCUUCACCACUCCUCAACGUGCCUGGCUUCAACAUAGUCUUAAGCUUCUGCCCAGAUUACAUGCAUUGUGCCCUACUUGGUGUAACGCGCCAGUUUGCAGAACUCUGGUUCUCCAGCGUCGGUGAGCAGUUCUAUAUUGGGGACCCUGCACGACAGUCAGUUGUGAACAAGCAGCUGUGUAGCCUGAAGCCGCCACAAUGCUUCAAUCGAGGACCACGGGCCUUAAAGCUCCGUAAAUAUUGGAAGGCAGCGGAGUGGCAGUGCUGGCUGCUAUAUUACUGCCUGCCUUGUCUAAAGAGUGUACUGCCAGUGCAGUACUAUGAGCAUUUCGAGCUCUUCGUCUCUGCCCUGUACUUGCUAGCAAAAACAGAUGUGGAAGCGAAAGACAUUGAUGUGAGCACAGAGAAGAUCACAGAGUUUGUUGUGCUGACUGAGUACUUGUAUGGUAAGGAGCACAUGAGCUCCAACCUUCACACACUUUUGCACCUUCCAAAGGCAGUGCUCCUUCACGGCCCACUAUGGGCACUGUCUUGCUUUCCUUUUGAAUCCAAUAUGGGACAUCUUUUGAAGCUUGUGUCUUCUUCUAAUGGAGUUCCUUUUCAAAUUUUAUCCCGCACUCUCCUUCGAAAUAGUUUUUUUGAACUAGUGAGCAUGGCUUCGAACGAGGUGCAAGAGUACCUCUCACUGAAGAAAAGGCGGAGGCAAGAUAACUUGAAGCUUUUAGGUAAGCCUAGACAGCUGCCCGAGCAUCUCUAUGAACUUGUUGAGGAGUUGGCCCCAGAAGGCACACUGGAGCUUAAGGAGUAUGAUCGUGUGUGUGUGGCUGGGCACACUCUCCACAGCACUCAGCACAAAGCUCCAUCAAAGCGGGACUCCACGGCCUUUAAGCUAGGAGAUGUGUAUGCGAGGGCCGAGCACAUACUUUCUGCUGGUAGCGACGGGAGCCAAAAUGUGUAUGUAGUCUCACAUGGUUAUGAAGUGACAGACUUCGGAAAUGUAACGCACCUCAAGCUUGCACGUAAGCAAUCUGUAAAGAAAUUGCAUAGGCUCUCUGGGCAAGUGCGUCCUUGCAUGUACCUAGAUGUUGACGGUGGUGUUAUUUUUGCUGAACUGUGCAAUAAGUAUGAAUGGUCCUAGAUGAUUGAAUCCUUAAAGGGACACUGACAGGGUUUUUUUUUUUCUUUUCGCCGAGGUUUUUAGUUGUACGUGACAUAUGAAAUCUUAACUACUCGGAGCAGAAUUUGCAGCUCGAAAUUCGGUUUCUUUCCGCCCGAAAACCGCCGAUCGAGAACUGGCCGGUUUCAGUCGCG
Messenger RNA from Ixodes scapularis (black-legged tick), 2840 nucleotides. RefSeq lists its product as uncharacterized. Bases 256 to 2667 code for a protein of 803 amino acids. The record is from RefSeq and is a predicted model, not a curated record. NCBI's taxonomy places the organism in Eukaryota, Metazoa, Arthropoda, Arachnida, Ixodida, Ixodidae. The transcript is spliced from 3 exons.